AUGGACGAAAAGCUGAAACUGGCACAAGCCGAACAGGUGAAGAAGUUCGCCUUCUUCGGUGUUGCCGUUUCAACUGUAGCCACCCUUACGGCUAUUGUGGCAAUACCUAUGCUGUGCAUGUACAUGCAGAACGUGCAAUCUGGUUUGCAAGAUGAGAUCAACUUCUGUCGGACGAGAGCCGUUUCAUUGCGUGGUGAAUACGUUAAACUUGAAUCCGAAACGAAAUCAGAGAGUCGCGAAAAACGUCAAACAUAUCAGUGCUGUUCAUGCGGGAUGGGUCCGGCAGGGCCAGUAGGAAACCCAGGACAGGAUGGCGCUCCAGGCAACGACGGUCGACCUGGAGCUCCAGGAGCACCCGGACCGGAUGCACCAAACGACUACGUUGCUCCACGGCCAGAGGACUUCUGUUUCGAGUGUCCUCCUGGACCAGCAGGAGCACCUGGACAGCCUGGACCCAAAGGUCCCCCGGGAAAUCCAGGAAUACCCGGUGAGCAAGGACCACAUGGUCGGCCAGGCCCGAGUGGUGCGCCAGGACCGCAAGGUCCAAUUGGAGAGCCUGGAGCUGACGGCCUCCCUGGAAAACCUGGUGCACCGGGACAAGUACGUGCUGUGCCAUCCCCGCCUGGACCACCUGGAAUGCCUGGAGAACAAGGACCACCAGGACCGCCUGGAGAAGACGGACGUCCGGGAAAUCCAGGUCAGGCCGGACCUCCCGGUCCACAAGGAGACGCUGGACAAGAUGGAGCUCCAGGAAAUCCGGGUGCCCCUGGAGAACCUGGACCGCCUGGGCUGGACGGAAGCAAAGGUGGAUGCGACCAUUGUCCUAUCCCUCGCACGGCUCCUGGUUAUUAA
Messenger RNA from Cooperia oncophora, 852 nucleotides. The record is from the annotation of a GenBank genome assembly. Lineage: Eukaryota; Metazoa; Nematoda; Chromadorea; Rhabditida; Trichostrongylidae.